AGAGGAAGGCGCUCCGUUACAUUGGAGAAGUGGAGUGGUCUGGAGUUCCACGGUGUGGUGGGCCAGAGGCCACCUCUCCUGGGCUUCUCAGUGUCUCGCCGGCGGGGUUUGGCCCGAGCUGGAUAGACAUAGCCCUUGGCGGAUUUAAACAACCUAAACAUUAAGCAAUACAGCUGCCUCAAAUCUUUGGGAUUUUCAGAAUGACUGACACUGCCGAAGCUGUUCCAAAUUUUGAAGAGAUGUUUGCUAGUAGAUUCACAGAAAAUGACAAGGAGUAUCAGGAAUACCUGAAACGCCCUCCUGAGUCUCCUCCAAUUGUUGAGGAAUGGAAUAGCAGAGCUGGUGGGAACCAAAGAAACAGAGGCAAUCGGUUGCAAGACAACAGACAAUUCAGAGGCAGGGACAACAGAUGGGGGUGGCCAAGUGACAAUCGAUCCAAUCAGUGGCAUGGACGAUCCUGGGGUAACAAUUACCCGCAACACAGACAAGAACCUUACUAUCCCCAGCAGUAUGGACAUUAUGGUUACAACCAGCGGCCUCCUUACGGUUACUACUGAUAGAAAUGUUGGCAGCUUUUAGUAAAAGCCUUUACUCUGUUACCAUGACAAAAGUUUGGGUGUCUUCUGUUGGUCAUAGUUUUACAUCUGAUUUUACAGAAUGGAUUAUUGAUUUUUUGGAAGUUGAGACUUUAAAAAAAAAAUAGAUCUUACUUGCGAGAUGCGAUGGUUGCUGGGAAUACCUGAAAUUGUGGAUUAUAUUGCUGACUUCUACCUCAGAAUCUUCUUUGUUUCAUGACUUAAUAGUGCUUUGAGUUUGGUAUAUUAUUUGACCUCUAGGAAUUCUUUGUUUUACACAGAAAUAAAAAUUUUAAAAUAGAAAAUGCUUUUACUUUGUAAGGUAAGAGAGUAUCCAUAUGCUUAGAUGUGCUCGUUUCUAAAAUUCUAGAGGUUGACAUAAUCAGCUCAUGAAUGCACAGCUAUGCUUUUUGUGAUAGAUUGUACAUAACAUCAGCAGUUGAAAGGUAAAACAAUUGCUUUUUUUUUUUUUUUGCUUUUGUUACGUGACUAUGGUACUUUGUGAUUCCUUAAUCUAUAGAUGAGUCAGCUCCACAUUUGAGUCUCUUUUUAGAGGGAAAUCAGUAAUAAAGCUGUAAAAUAAGGAAGGAA
Molecule: messenger RNA, 1166 nt
Organism: Symphalangus syndactylus (siamang)
Lineage: Eukaryota; Metazoa; Chordata; Mammalia; Primates; Hylobatidae
Gene: RAMAC
Product: RNA guanine-7 methyltransferase activating subunit
Biological process (GO): RNA 5'-cap (guanine-N7)-methylation
Cellular component (GO): mRNA capping enzyme complex
Molecular function (GO): RNA binding
Source: RefSeq, a predicted model, not a curated record